Messenger RNA from Xyrichtys novacula (pearly razorfish), 534 nucleotides. NCBI's taxonomy places the organism in Eukaryota, Metazoa, Chordata, Actinopteri, Labriformes, Labridae. The record is from the annotation of a GenBank genome assembly.
AUGGCGAGCGCUCAGCUAUGUACAGGUUUAACCGCCCAGUUAAGACGAAAACAACAGCGGGAUAAUGGCACAGUUAUUGGUUUUCUUUGCCACGUCAAAAUGCAGUCCACAUGUGAUCAAAUGGUUUUCAACAGACAUCUCAAACUGAGCGUUACUGUACUAACAGGGCAGGGACACCCGCUCGAAAAACAUAAGAUAUCAAAAAAAAAAAAAGGGAUUCCAGUUGAGCCUCGGCGUCUGACCCCAACUCCCCCUCAAAAACACAAAGAAGACACCACUUUGAGAAAGCGUUCGAACAUGAACCAGAAACAGAAGAACAGGUUUUCACGUCUGUGCGGUCGCCGCAUCGACACUCCGACCGGGGGGACUUUUAGCACAACCUGCCGCGACGACGACAAAUCUGAUAUUCGCCGUCAUCUCGCAGGUCGGCUUCAUGAAACAUCCCCUGAACUUAAGAGUGUCGGUGCCGCCCAAACUGGAGAUGUGAAAGGAUCAGAUAUGUGCUUCGAAUGUUUCAUUGUGCUCCAUCUUUGA